This is a messenger RNA of Darwinula stevensoni, 309 nucleotides long. Lineage: Eukaryota; Metazoa; Arthropoda; Ostracoda; Podocopida; Darwinulidae. The record is from the annotation of a GenBank genome assembly.
AUGGAAGUCGCCGCGGAUGGAGACGAGACGCUCGGGAUCUUCGAGGUCGGCUUCUCGUCGAUCGCUCGAUUCCCUUCGCCUCUCAUCGGUCCAGCGAAGCCUCGAGGCCAGAGCCCCACGUUCGUGGGCCGUCGGGACUCGUCGACCGAAGACGAGUGGAAACUCUUUCUCGAUCGAUUUGGGAGCCACCGCGAUGCUCGAGACAGCGCUCUGAUGAAUUUCUUCCAGCGAUACCCUCGUGCGAAUGACGUCGGCUAUCCACAUGGCUUCGCCUGCAGCAGACUUAAUACUCGUAACGAUUUCCCAUAA